UCUCUCUCUCUCUCACAGGGUCCGGAGAAGAAGCGACCGGGGGAGACCAGCAGAGAGGCAGACCAGUCCCUUGUUGUGAUUUACUUUAAUUUCCUUUAUUUUCCCCCAAAGUUUAGCAAGAUAGGUGUUAAGAUGUCAGCCAGGAGAGCCACACACGCCGGCAGCUGGUACACGGACUCUGCCACAGACUUGGCGCGGCAACUUGAGAACUGGCUGGGGCAGGCGGACCUCUCCCAUGGCCCAGCGCGUGCCAUCAUUGCCCCACAUGCGGGGUACCAGUACAGCGGUGCCGUCGGUGCCUAUGCAUAUCGACAAGUGUCUCCCGUAGUGGUGAAGCGGGUGUUCAUUCUCGGUCCUUCCCACCACGUUCGACUGUCUGGCUGUGCGCUCUCUUCCCUUACCAAGUACCGAACACCGCUCUACGAUCUCACCGUCGACCAGCAAGUCUACAAUGAGCUGUACCAGACGGGCCAUUUUGAGACGAUGAGUGUGUCAGCAGAUGAGGACGAGCACAGUAUUGAAAUGCACCUCCCUUACGUCGCCAAGGUCAUGGAGGACUUUCGGGAUCACUUCACCAUUGUCCCGGUCCUGGUGGGGUCCCUUACGCCGGAGAGAGAGGUGCUGUACGGCCGCCUCCUCGCGCCCUACCUUGCCGACCCCCAGAGCCUGUUUGUGAUAUCCUCCGACUUCUGCCACUGGGGCCAGCGCUUCCGGUACACUUACUACGACCGCUCUGUUGGGGAGAUCUGGCAGUCCAUACAGAAGCUGGACAAGCAGGGCAUGAGCCUCAUCGAGACCUUAAACCCCAGUGCCUUCACCGAGUACCUGAAGAAGUACGGCAACACCAUCUGCGGCCGCCAUCCCAUCGGAGUGUUGCUCAAUGCCGUGGCUACCCUACAGAAGACCACCAACGGACACCGCAUGAUGCUAAAGUUCCUGCAGUACGCACAGUCCUCACGCUGCUACACCUCCUCCGACUCCUCUGUGUCCUACGCCGCAGCCUCGCUUAUAUUCGAGUAGACCAAGCCAUUUGCAGGACGGGGAGGGCCGGGGCCAGGAGGGAGGGGGUAGGAGAUGGACAGAACGGGAGAGGGAUGGAAGGGAAAGGGGGUGUAGGGGUUAGCCAGCAUGCCCCACCUCGCCGCACCUCAUCCCUGCCCUGAUUCUGACCUGACGUACUCCUCCGCCGACCUGCCUGACCUGCCGUCCUCUGUCCUGCUCUGGCUUGGUUUGGGGGUCAUUCUAUCACCUCGGUCUAUCUUAUUCUCUUUCCGCUGCUUCUGUUUUGCUUUGAUACUUCUUACAUUCCUCCUCUCCUUUCCUUACUUGCAUUCCCUCAGACAUAUCUUUUCUUUAUUCUCCGUUUCCUCCUCCUCCUCCUCCAUUCUUUAUUGUCUCAUUCUAUUUUCUUUACUUCUGUGUUUCUUAAUAUUUCUUACAUUCCUCCUCUCCUUUCCUCACUUGCAUUCCUUCAUUCUACCUAAUUUCUUUACCCUCCCUCUCCUCUUCCAUUUGUCAGUCUCUCAUACUCAUUCACUUUUUUUCCUUUACUCUUGUUUUCUCGAUACUGCAUUCCUCCCCUUCUUUUCUAAUGCAUAUUCCCUCACAAUACUUUUUCUUCAUUUGCUCUCUCGCUGUCUUCCGUCCCUCCUUGUCUCUUUUUCCUGCCUGUCUGUAUUUUUCAUAUUUCAUCAUGCACCAUUUUUCUUUACCAUCCUUCUCACCUGUUCCUCCAUCCCUCCUUUUCUCUUUUUUCUUGUCCUCCUUUAUUUCUUUGCUUGUCUUUUUUUUUCCUGCCUUUCUCUAUUUCUUCCUUCUGUCCUCAUUCUCACACAAAUUUAGCCUCUCUCUCUCCCUCCUUCGACAUCGUGACCCCCAACCCGCACCCAACCUGUGAUCGCGCUGCUGCUGCUGUGGGAGGCGGCAGGCGGGCCGACCCGACCCGACCUGACCUCUGUUGACCUCCGCCGCCGCUGCCGCAUACGCCAUGCCAUGCCCCCCCAAAGCUGGUCGGUCGAUUCACACUGUUUUUGUUGCUCGGUGAUUUGUGACUCAGGGUCAAUUUUAUAUGAGAUGCUUGUAUGUACGGAUGACGACAACUACUACUACUACUGCUACGACUACGACUACUUUGUUUACUACUACUACUACUACUACUGAUGGUAAUAAUUGAUAUCUAUAACUACUGCAAUCUUUUUUCACCAAUGUUUCUAUGACUGUUCCUACUACUACUACUACUACUACUACUACUACUUUGUUUACUACUACUACUACUGAUGGUAAUAAUUGAUAUCUAUAACUACUGCAAUCUUUUUUCACCAAUGUUUCUAUGACUGUUCCUACUACUACUACUACUACUACUACUACUACUACUUUGUUUACUACUACUACUACUACUGAUGGUAAUAAUUGAUAUCUAUAACUACUGCAAUCUUUUUUCACCAAUGUUUCUAUGACUGUUCCUACUACUACUACUACUACUACUACUACUACUACUUUGUUUACUACUACUACUACUGAUGGUAAUAAUUGAUAUCUAUAACUACUGCAAUCUUUUUUCACCAAUGUUUCUAUGACUGUUCCUACUACUACUACUACUACUACUACUACUACUACUUUGUUUACUACUACUACUACUACUGAUGGUAAUAAUUGAUAUCUAUAACUACUGCAAUCUUUUUUCACCAAUGUUUCUAUGACUGUUCCUACUACUACUACU
Eriocheir sinensis (Chinese mitten crab) is the source of this 2719-nucleotide messenger RNA. Its product is annotated as protein MEMO1-like. The record is from RefSeq and is a predicted model, not a curated record. The transcript has 8 exons. Lineage: Eukaryota; Metazoa; Arthropoda; Malacostraca; Decapoda; Varunidae. The coding region runs from base 133 to 1020 and encodes 295 amino acids.